GUGCAAAGGCUGCGCACGUCGCUGCAAGGGAGGAGGCCCCCCCCGAAGGCGCCCCCGGGGGCCCCGGCACACCUGCAAGAAGCUCACGCGCGGCGCCUGGCAGAGAUCGGAGCCCAGGCGCAGAGUCUGGAGAAGCUCCGGGCAGGUACGAGGCCCCCCGGGGUGCGCAGGGAGCCCCGUGUCCCCCCCCCCCCCGCAGGGCGCAGACGCAGCCUCGCUCUCCCCGCAGAGGUCGGGCAGCAGCUCGGCAGCCUGGCGGGGGGCUCCGGCGUGCUGGCGCAGCUGAUGCUGGCGAUGCAGGCCCACGAGGAGAGGACGCAGCUGGCUCUGGACGCUCUCGGGGACCGCGUGGAGAGGCUGCAGGCGCGGACUCCGCAGGGCCUCCCAGCAGGGACGAAGGAGGACGUAGCAGCCCCCCUGGGCCUCCAGGACCUGCCAGCCAGCGGGGGCAACCUGACAUCGGAGAUCCGGGCCCUGCACACGGCCUAUCUCCAGGCGGGGGGCAGAGACCCCGCAGUCCUGGCCGGAGUGGGGGAGCUCUACCUGGAGGCGGCCCUGCUGGAAGGGAGGCCUCAGCAGAAGCGGAAGGCCAGAGCUGGUCCCCGGCCGCCGGACACACGGCUGCAGACCCUGGACGCGCUGAAUGGGCAGCUAGAGGCCGAGAUCCUGGCUCUGCAGAUCCAGAGAGGAGGCCGCAGGGCCCUGCAGG
Molecule: messenger RNA, 709 nt
Organism: Gracilinanus agilis (Agile Gracile Mouse Opossum)
Lineage: Eukaryota; Metazoa; Chordata; Mammalia; Didelphimorphia; Didelphidae
Gene: CCDC17
Product: coiled-coil domain containing 17
Exons: 5
Source: RefSeq, a predicted model, not a curated record